Molecule: messenger RNA, 990 nt
Organism: Clarias gariepinus (North African catfish)
Lineage: Eukaryota; Metazoa; Chordata; Actinopteri; Siluriformes; Clariidae
Product: trace amine-associated receptor 6-like
Exons: 1
Coding region: 1-990 (329 amino acids)
Biological process (GO): G protein-coupled receptor signaling pathway
Cellular component (GO): membrane
Molecular function (GO): trace-amine receptor activity
Source: RefSeq, a predicted model, not a curated record
AUGAACCUGACAGAGUUUAAUCAGUCUGAUCGCUGUGAGCAUUUCUCCUGUCCAGAACGAUCUGUAUCUCCUGCAGUGUAUAUCUUACUGUACGUGUGUUCAGCUGCUGUGGUUCUGCUAACAGUGUGUGGAAAUCUGCUGGUCAUCAUCUCUGUUUUUCACUUCAAGCAGCUUCACACACCGACUAACAUGCUUGUGCUCUCUCUGGCUGUGUCGGAUUUCCUUGCUGGUGUUUUUGUAAUGCUUCUACUUUUAAUCUGGACUAUUGAGUCAUGCUGGAUUUUUGGGAGAGUUUUAUGCAUCAUCUACUGGCUGAUUAGUAAUCUUCUCAUAAUAUCAAGCUAUACUUUUGCUCAGAUCGCUGUGGAUCGCUAUUUGGCUCUUUCAAACCCCUUUCUUUACAUAAACAUUGUCUCUGUGAGAAUCACUCGUGUUGCAAUUGUUUUUAACUGGUGUCUAGUGCUGGGUUAUACCAUAGCAAUACUAUAUUUUAAUGGAAACUUUACAAGUGUGAUUAUGUGUCCUGGAGAGUGUUUUCUCGUUCUCAGUGAGGUUUGGACUGUAAUUUAUCUUGUUUAUUUGUUUAUUUUUCCACUUUCUGUGAUAAUCAUAUUGUAUACUCUAGUUUUUGUGAUUGCUAAGAAACAUGCCAUUGCUAUCAGAGAGCUUAAUAGUCACACACGGCCUAAAACACAGAAAAUCACCUCACACUCGAUGAAAUCUGAGAGAAAAGCAGCUAAAGUCCUCGGCAUUUUAGUGUCUGUGUUUCUGGUGUGUUUACUUCCAUAUUUUAUUUACAGUAUGUUAGGCAAUAUUAUUGAAAUACAGUUAGAAACUUUUCAUAAAGUCGUAAUUUUUGGUUGUCUUAAUGCUACUAUUAAUCCAUUUAUUUAUGCUCUGUUUUACCCCUGGUUUAGAAGGUGCAUUAAACUUAUUAUAACUUUGCAAAUUUUACAAGCAGACUCUGCAUUAAUCAAUGUUCUUUCAUAA